CAGAAAAUCUCACACAGCUACUUGAAGCCCUUGUAACAGACAAUGUCUUGAAUGAGUUGGAGAAAGAAAGGAUACAGGAAAUGAACCAAACUAGAGCAGACAAGGCACGUGACUUCAUUGACACCGUGAAGAAAAAGGGAGAAAAAGCCUGCAGGAUAAUGAUCAGUCACCUUCGUACCAUUGAUCCUACAGUUUCCUGUCAGCUAGGUUUGUCCUCUGGGCCAUCUGUUCGGUUAGCACUUGAAAAGUGUCAGCUCAAAUUCAAAUCUACUCUGAAGAAGAAAUUCCAGUGUGUGUUUGAGGGAAUUCCUAAAGCAGGGAACCCAACCCUGCUGAAUCAGAUCUACACAGAGCUCUACAUCACAGAGGGAGAGACUACAGAGGUCAAUCGUGAACAUGAGGUCAGACAGAUUGAAGCAGCAUCCAGGAAAUGGCACAGUACAAAAAUAACAAUCAGACAAGAAGACAUCUUUAAAGGCCCACCUGGAAGAGAUGAACCGAUCAGGACAGUGUUGACAAUGGGAGUGGCUGGAAUUGGGAAAACAGUGUUAACACAGAAGUUCACUCUGGAUUGGGCUGAAUGCAAAACCAAUCAGGACAUCCAGUUCAUAUUUCCAUUCACUUUCAGAGAGCUGAAUGUGCUACAAGAGAAAAAGUUCAGCUUGGUGGAACUUAUUCAUCUCUUCUUUACUGAAACCAAAGAAGCAGGAAUCUGCAGGUUUGAAGCCUUCCAGGUUGUGUUCAUCUUUGAUGGUCUGGAUGAGUGUCGACCUCCUCUGGAUUUCCACAAAACUAAAAUCCUAACUGACCCUCGAAAGUCCACCUCCGUGGAUGCGAUACUGAUAAACCUCAUCAGAGGGCAUCUGCUUCCCACUUCUCGCCUCUGGAUAACCACACGACCUGCAGCAGCCAAUCAGAUGCCUGCUGAGUGUGUUGACAUGGUGACAGAGGUCAGAGGAUUUACUGACCCACAUAAGAAUGAGUACUUCAGAAAGCGAUACAAGGAUAAGAAAAAAGCCAAUAGGGUAAUCUCCCACAUCAAGACAUCACGAAGCCUCCACAUCAUGUGCCACAUCCCAGUCUUCUGCUGGAUCACUGCUACAGUUCUGGAGAAUAUGCUAGAAACCAGAAAGAGGCGAGAGUUGCCUAAGACUCUGACUGAAAUGUACAUCCACUUCUUGGUGAUUCAGGUCAAAGUGAAGAAGGUCAAGUAUGAUGGAGGAGCUGAGACAGAUCAACACUGGAGUCCAGAGAGCAGGAAGAUGAUUGAGUCUCUUGGAAAACUGGCUUUUGAGCAGCUGCAGAAAGACAACCUGAUCUUCUAUGAAUCAGACCUGACAGAGUGUGGCAUCGAUAUCAGAGCAGCCUCAGUGUACUCAGGAGUGUUCACACAGAUCUUUAAAGAGGAGAGAGGACUGUACCAGAAUAGGGUGUUCUGCUUUGUCCAUCUGAGUGUUCAGGAGUUUCUGGCUGCUCUUCAUGUCCAUCUGACUUUCAUCAACUCUGGAGUCAAUCUGCUGGAAGAACAACAAACUGGGGCACAUUUCUACAAGAGUGCUGUGGACAAGUCCUUACAGAGUCCAAAUGGACACCUGGACUUGUUCCUUCGCUUCCUCCUGGGUAUUUCACUACAUUCUAAUCAGACUCUCCUACAAGGCCCGCUGACACAAAGAAAACGUAGCUCACGAAUCAAUCAGGAAGUAGUGCAGUACAUCAAGCAGAAGAUUGGGGAGAAUCCUGAUCAGGAGAGAAUCUUUAAUCUCUUUCACUGUUUGAAUGAACUGAAUAAUCGUUCUCUUAUGAAGGAAAUUCAACAGUCCCUGAGUUCAGGAAGUCUCUCCACAGAUAAAUUUUCCUCUGCCCAGUGGUCAGCUUUGGUCUUCAUUUUAUUGUCAUCAGAAAAACACCUGGAUAAGUUUGACUUAAAGAAAUACUCUGCUUCAGGAGAAGGCCUUUUAAGUCUGUUGCCUGUGGUCAAAGCCUCCAACUACGCUCUGUAAGUUACCAUUAAAUACACUAUCAUGUUUAGAA
Messenger RNA from Pundamilia nyererei, 2031 nucleotides. RefSeq names its product protein NLRC3-like. The transcript has 2 exons. NCBI's taxonomy places the organism in Eukaryota, Metazoa, Chordata, Actinopteri, Cichliformes, Cichlidae. Gene Ontology annotation, biological process: regulation of apoptotic process. The record is from RefSeq and is a predicted model, not a curated record. Bases 81 to 2000 code for a protein of 639 amino acids.